UUGAUGUGAUUCUCGGACAACAAUAGCCACAUCCAUGACUUCGAAAUCGUCUUGCUGUGUUGGACUACGUGGAUAAGGAUUUGACCGUCUAGUAUUCGGAUACUAACAAAUAGACAGCCUUGCAGCUCUCGUACCAUUCUCACCUAUUUUCGAUGCCGCCGCGUAUCAGGUGUCUAGAUCGCGUGCUGACCCAGCCGCUUGCAAGACAUCAAUCUCGUCGCCGCCCUGGGAUCAAUCACCUUGUGACAGUGGUAACCCCAUCAUCCCCUCCGGUGGCUUUCUGCCAAGCCGAUCGUCCCAUCGACGUCGUCUUACCCCGGUUUUAGAUGCAGAAGAUCCCUUCCAGGGGCCCAGAGCUACCUGCAGGGCUCAGGGCGCUCGCUGAUGGUCGAGCUGCGACGUGGCGACCUCUUCAAACAGCAUUCUUUUCUUUGACGGGCCAACUCGUCUUCCGAAGCCUACCUGUUGCUACGGCUCAGUUGAUACGAUACCGUUAGCUUGGACCCCAAUAUACCCGUCUUGCGAGCCUGAUAGAAAAGAGGUUAUCGUCAGAGGUUACGGUGGAUUUGCCUGGCCGAUCGGCUCUUUCGAUUUUCCCACCCAAGUACCCGUCAGAAAGCCUCAAGAUGCUCUCGUCACUUCUCAAGGCUGGCGUGUUCAGCCUUCUGUCGUUGGCCGGCCUCGUUGCCGGUAAACAAGAUGACCUUGGGAGCGUUCUUCAGUCCAAAUCAAAUCUGUCUACUUAUUACAACCUGAUCAAAAAAUACCCCGAAGUCAUUCUCAAGCUUCCCAGCUACGAUGGCGUCACAAUCAUUGCGCCAUCCAACGCGGCCUUCGAGAACAUUCCCGGUACCCAACUUAACGGCAUCUGGAACGAGUCGGACCCCUCUAUCGCCGUCCCCAUCCUGGAAUACCACAUCCUCCAAGGCACAGUCUCGACCAGCGCUCUCGAAUCGGGUCCGUCGGUCCUGCACUCCUCGCUGCUUCAGGACCCGGCCUGGACCAACGUCACUGGCGGACAGAAUGUCAUGGUGAACAAGCAGCCCGGCAACGUCACCGUCUUCACCUCGUCCGAGGGCAUCCGUACCACCCAGGUCGAAGCUGACAUCAAGUUUGCCGGCGGCCUCAUCCAGGUCGUCGACAAUCUCAUGAUUCCCCCUGCCAGGCUCGAGAACACGACCGACUCCUUCCAGCUCCCCGCCUUCCUGGGGGCGCUCUACACCGCCAGACUCCUACCCUCGCUGUCGGAGAGGAAGAACGUGACCAUCUUCGCCCCGCGUAACGAGGCCUUCCAGCGCGUCGCCGGAUCCCUCCGAGACCUGGACGAAGACGCUGUCCGGAACAUCCUCAACUACCACGUCGUCACAGGCCGCAUCCUCGCCUCGUCGGACCUCAAGAACGGCACGAACCUGACCACACUGUCCCGGCAGGAUCUCAAUGUCAUCCGCUCUGGCAACAACCUCUUCCUCAACUCGGCACAGAUCGUCCAGCCCGACAUCCUCCUCGCAAAUGGCAUCCUUCACAUCGUCGACAACGUCCUGAACCCGAACGCGGCCUCGGCGACGCCGAACCCCACCGCCGUUAGCCAGCCGCCCGUCUUCCCCGAGAGCUCGGCGUCUGGGCUGCCGUUCACGUCGGCGAUUCCCUGCACCGUGAGCUGUCCCGUGACAACCACCGCGACUCCCACGGCAGCAUCGACAAGGGCAUCGAUGACGGCCAUCAGGACUGCCACGAGCCCCGGUGCCGCGGCGCGGACUGGCGUGGCUGCUGGAGCGGCUUUGCUUGCAGGAUUGGCAGCGCUGACUUGAUUCGGAACGGGGCCUGGUUUGCACGGAUAGAUCCAGGCUAUGAUAUCACUGUAAAUGUUGGAAUACUGGAGCAUUGAAUGGAUCAUUUUGUAAAUAGAAGCCAAACCUUGGCAUGAGGAAGUGGAACACUUGGAGUGAAGAAAACAGCGCGGGCAGCCCUAAACUCUUGCCCGGUAUGUCGUGCGCUCACAGAGGCCUUGAUAUU
Molecule: messenger RNA, 2013 nt
Organism: Colletotrichum destructivum
Lineage: Eukaryota; Fungi; Ascomycota; Sordariomycetes; Glomerellales; Glomerellaceae
Product: Putative FAS1 domain-containing protein
Exons: 3
Coding region: 627-1808 (393 amino acids)
Biological process (GO): macroautophagy
Cellular component (GO): fungal-type vacuole membrane
Source: RefSeq, a predicted model, not a curated record